Molecule: messenger RNA, 1378 nt
Organism: Neocloeon triangulifer
Lineage: Eukaryota; Metazoa; Arthropoda; Insecta; Ephemeroptera; Baetidae
Product: type-1 angiotensin II receptor-associated protein
Exons: 6
Coding region: 153-686 (177 amino acids)
Biological process (GO): angiotensin-activated signaling pathway
Cellular component (GO): plasma membrane
Source: RefSeq, a predicted model, not a curated record
CCCGACGGAACAAAAUCAUGUGACUCGGAGAGCUUGUGGUCUCUCAUUGCGAUGCUUGUUGCAUUUCUUCUUCUUCGUCGCUAAACAUACCUCGAUUACAAUCGUUUGCAAACUAGUGCGGCCGCAGCGGCAGAUCAAUUUCAUUUCGCAAAAUGAUUCCGCAGAGUUCGGCGUCAAACUCGACCAAGGUAGCCUUUUUGAUACACCUGCUAUUCAUCGCAUGGGGUGUCCAAGGCAUUUGGAGUCCGGACUCUUAUCUUUUCUACAACACUUUCUUCCUGUUGACGCUGCUGUGGGGAAUUCACAGUGCUGAUGCCGAGGAUCCAAUUCAAUUGAGUCUCUGCAUAAAUAUCCUGAGCAUUGUUCUAGACAUAAUUGUUCUCUCCAUUUACUACCCAACCUUCGUCAGCCUAAUCGGAAGUGAAAGGUUCAGCGUGGGCAUGGCCAUCAUCAACCUUUUGCUACGGCCCCUGUCGGCUUUCGGCCUUUACCGCACCCUUCAGGACAGGGUUGGCUCGACCAACGUCAACAUUCUGCCCGGCGGCCCCAACGUCCUGGGCAACGUUUUUGGACAGACGAGUCCUCGAGGCCCUUACGAGGACAUGGACCAGAGCAGAGGUCAACCGCCCGUGGCACCGCAGGGAGCGGCCGCAACUGCUGACAAGACUUACUACAACAUCGGAUAGCAAGGUUGAGCGUCCUGUAAUUAAAUUGGUGACUUACAAAAAAAUUUUAGUCAGAGCUAGAAAAAAUUUCUUUUAAAUUUGAACAAAAAAUUAAUCACAUCCGCUGGCAAAGUCAAGCAGAAAAAGCAAAUGAGAUAUUGAAAUAUGACACCGCAACCUUAUUAUUUUGCACCCAUCGAAAUUUCGCUUUCUUUAACAUGACAAAACUCACCAAGACAAUAUUUAACUUAGGUUUUGACGUUUCUUCUUAAAACUGUGCCAUUUUUAUUUGAACCGCUAAAAUUCUAAAACGAAGAUAGCGAAUGCUGGUCAAAAUAUUCUUAUACAUAUUAUUGUCUCUCAAAAAGGCAGCUAAAUUAAAAAUAAAAUACACAUUCGAAAACGUAAGAUUAAAAAUUAAUAUUAAAAGCAGGGAUAAUCUCGUACAUCAGCCCUUCACAAAAUAUGAAUUUCCUAUAACAUUAUAAAAAAGCAUAUUAACAUUAUUCCAAGUUUCUUGAUUUGUUUACUUAUUUUUUUUUUUAACAUUUUUUGUUUGCUCUCUGUUUUUGCGUGAUAUAAGAUAAUUAUUAGAUUAGAAUGCUGACAUUUUCUUUAGUAUUAAUUAUCAAUUCUAUUGCUACUUCUAUAUUUUGUAAACGCGGGGGACUUCAUUCUAAAUGUUUCUAAUUUCAAUAAAAUUGAAAAAAAUC